This is a messenger RNA of Eruca vesicaria subsp. sativa (arugula), 1362 nucleotides long. The record is from the annotation of a GenBank genome assembly. Lineage: Eukaryota; Viridiplantae; Streptophyta; Magnoliopsida; Brassicales; Brassicaceae.
AUGGGUGCAGGGAGGAAGAAAGAGACCUAUACGCUGGAGGAUGGCCAAAACCAAAACCUAUAUGGAACUAUGUCUGUGAGGAAACUUCAAAAGGGAGAUCUCUGCAGUGUUAUCUUUGGAUGCAAGUUCAGCACUAUCAAGGAAUGUCUCGCUAAGAACUUGUUUGGUUUACCAGGCCCACACAUGGCUUACAUCAAGAACAUUGAACCUGGUUUGACACUGUUCUUGUUCAACUACAGUGAUAGAACACUUCACGGUGUCUUUGAAGCUACAAGUGAAGGAAAGUUGAACAUUGAUCCCAAAGCUUGGUCUCAUAAUGGGAUAGAUCCAAGUCCCUACCCUGCUCAGGUGAAGGUACGUGUCCGAGUGAAGUGUGAGCCUUUGUCUGAAGAAACGUUUGGACCAGUAAUUGCUGAUAAUUACAAGGAUGAGAAGAUCUUUUGGUUUGAACUUGAUAGAGUUCAGACUAACAAGCUGCUACGUUUGUUUAAACCAUCACCAAAUGUAAAGGGACUAUCAUCAUCAUCUACAUCCAAAUAUGUUGUUGCAUCGUCUAGAAAGGCUAUUCCGGCUUCUUCUCUUGUGGAGAUAGGUGACUCAGGAGGAGCGCCACGUGUUGAUAAGUGGAGUAGUCUUUUCAAAUCUUCAGGUGAUUCAAGUGAGAACAAAGGACAAGACUCAAAAGAAUGUGAAGUAGCUCAAGGACCAGUGUCACAAUCUGGUCCAUCUUACUCAUCAGUUCUUAAAAAGGCGAUAGCUGAAUCUUCAGCUACACAUGAAGCUUCAUCUCAAGCAAGUAAAGGAGUUGUGUCCUUACACCAAGACAGUAGAGAACAACAAAGUUUCCAUGCAACACAAAAUGGGACUUGUGCUAAGGAUAAGAAUAUAAUAAGACCAAGCAAGGGAGCUUCUGCUGUGGAUGCAUGUUCAGAGAUUGAUUGGGAUGCUGCAUCAAACUUUCAAGCUCAUCUCAAAGGAGUGAACAUGAUUAUAGAGGAUACUAGGGAUAGUGAUGGUUACAAGAGUUUUGAGGGUAACACAGGAUUUGCUUCUUCUUCUUCUUCUAUGAUGCAGAAUCAAUGGGAAGAUGAGAGGGUGUCUUGGGAAUAUGAGGAAGAGGAUAAUAUAGAUGCAUCAUCUUGUGGGUCCUCCUACGUUACUGCCAUGUCAGACUCAUUUGAGGACAAUGGAGAAGAGAAAGAGAAGCUUUGUAUGGAUGUCUUGAAUGAGAUAUGGGCAGAAGUGAAAGAUAUGAAGGAAACUCAGAUGAAACAAGCUGAGUAUAUGAUCUCCUUGCAGAUGGAUCUGCUUGAGUCAAGAAAAGAGAUACUUCGACUUAAAGGACUAUAUGGAAGUUCCUAA